Molecule: messenger RNA, 2229 nt
Organism: Candidozyma duobushaemuli
Lineage: Eukaryota; Fungi; Ascomycota; Pichiomycetes; Serinales; Metschnikowiaceae
Exons: 1
Coding region: 1-2229 (742 amino acids)
Biological process (GO): protein monoubiquitination; protein polyubiquitination
Cellular component (GO): ubiquitin ligase complex
Molecular function (GO): ubiquitin-ubiquitin ligase activity
Source: RefSeq, a predicted model, not a curated record
AUGGGCCUUUUCAACAAGUCAUCGAGACAUGGCUCAUCUCCUGUGAACAACAGCGCCUCGUGGUCCCAUACUUCGCUGAGGUCUUCAAACUCGUUUUCUUCCGAUGAUUCGCCUUCCAAGGCCAGACCACAGCCGUUGGUCUCUCCAGCGUACGAAGAGGUGCCCAUGUGGAACAUCCUCCCCUCAUACCAACUUUACGAGACCACCUUCUCCCAACACGUGGAGCCCACUUCCGACGAUAAUCUUCAUGAUCCGCCCAUCUACGAGAUCGCAUCGGGGCCCUCUUCCUCAGAGGAGGGGACUCACGACGGGGACUACUUUCUGCAGCCUGCCGACAGAGGCGUGUUCACGAGAUGGGAGAAUAGUGUUUUGGGAAACACCCACAAGCUCAAGAAAUUACUGAGCAUAGCACCACAUCACGCAGAGAGUUUACGCAUAGAUAUAAAACUCACAAGAAAGCCUUGUCAGAUUGGCGUUGCUCCUGACGUUAUAGAUGCCACCAAGAUGGAGUUCUCCCAGGGUGACUCCAUCCAUGGUUUUGUGACCAUCCAAAACGUGUCGAAGCAGGCUUUUUCCUACGAAAUGUUUUCCGUGCUUUUUGAAGGCAGAGUGUCUGUCAAUGGAGAGGAUCCAAGUAAACAAGCGGUCUUCUACAAGUUUCUCAAUAUGCUCGACUACAAGGCAGCAUGGACGCCAGCGUACUUCGUGGGUGAUACCUCGCAGACCACAGAAAUUGACCCUGUGGACGGCUCAAAUUUGAUGCUCCUGAGCGACAAAAAGUUUGUUCCUGGCGUGAUCUACAAAAAGUUCUUCGAUUUCACUAUUCCCGAGAAGCUUCUCGAAUCCGCCUGCGAGAUUCAUGAUCUCCCCUGUCAUUGUGAACUUCUUCCGUCAAUUGGUCUCGACAGAGAACAGUUCUUGCAAAGUUUGCGUAAGCUUCGUGAAAAAUCGGCCGCUUCCCCAAAGCCAGCGAAACCUUCUUUUGGUAUUGGAACUCCUCCUGAACCUUCAGCUACACUUAAGAAGCCACUUCCCACUUCUUUGAACCGCAAACCUACUCCAAAGAACUUGCGUGUCAAAGACUUUUCGUUUCCUGACACUUCUGUGAGUUACUGUGUGGAAGCUAGGAUCUUCGGAAGACUUUCAUUAUACAACAAGGACGCCACUAAAGACAAAGAUGAAUUUAUCAUCUUGAAAGACUCCAACUAUCCUGUAAGAGUCAUUCCCAAAAACACAGGUAUCAGAACUGUGGAACAUGAAAGAGCCGCUCAGCACUACUACGAUCUGUUUGUUCGUGAGGUAAAGGCGUGCAUCGAGAUUGGAAGGUCCUUGGAUGGUAAGAGUGACAACCUUGCAAGAAGACCAUCAGUUUUGAAGAACAAACAGCUUUAUACCAGAGAGAGCUUUGAAGAUGUCACUGCCAGAGCCCAGGAGAGUCUGAUGUACGAGAUUUUCUUGCCGUUCAAGAAGAAAUCGCUCACACAGCCUGCUAAAGUUAUUGGUAUGCUCUGUGCAAAAACUCCCAAAAAUGAGUAUGUGGUGAGGUACCAGCCCCCUUAUACUUACCAGCCAUACACGAAGCUGAACGUCGCAUUGGGUCGGAACUUCACUGUGCCUCUUGACUUGACGUUUCUGUUUGUUGAGAACAGCGGUGUGAACCCAAAAACUCAUAACCCGCCCGAUAUUCGAAGUGUCGGCGUGGAGCUUGUUCUCUGUACUUACCGUUCACGUAAGUACCCUAUUCCCGUCGAAUUUACAAAGCAUAUGCAAUUCCGGAACAAGCCAUCCAGCGACUCUCUCGAGACCUACGUUAUGCAGCCCUUUUCCACUUAUUUGGCUGAAUUGUCGAAGUUAACUGAGCGCUACACCCACCAGGAGCUCAACCUAGACAACCAGAUGGUGAUGGACAUCAAGUGUCUUGCCAACAUUCUGACCAAAUACAACAGCUUUAAAGUUGACAAUGUCAAGUGCGAUGUCCAGGGAAGUUGGAAAAGUGCUGACACCAAGGGAAUGAAGUUCCAGAAGAAAAUUGGUGUUUCGAUCAACCUUGAUGGCCUCUUCAACAAGGAGGUCAACAGGCUGUCCGACGAUAUUCUGUCCGAGGCUGUCUGCCUAGUGCCUACUUUUCAAGAAUGUAUUGUGGGUAGAUACUACUACUUGAGUCUUCAAGUCAAGCUUCUGAACAAUGAUAGUCUCACUAUCAAGGUUCCCUUGAGGAUACAGAACUAG